CUACUCUAGAGCUCUAUAGAUAGAAAACCAAGAAUGAAAAAGAACAACAAAAGAAAAGAAAAGAACGAAUGAUCUCCAUCAUUCAAUCCCAUGUGCCCAUUCUCUCUUCUCUUCUCUUCAACCCCCACACCCCCAUCUCCUCCAUCAAUUUCCACACACAAUCCCCUUAACUUCUCCUCCUUUCUUCAAUUGUAACGACAUUCACUUUUUAGUGUUUUGAAAUUUUGCAUCACCAAAACAUCCUUGAAGCUCACAACUUUCAUGCACAUAUACCCAUGUUGCAAGAAAAAAUAAACACAUAUUUCUUUAAUUCCUGUACAAAAUACAUAUACAUGGAAAGAAUCUUAUUCACUUUUCUUUAUCUGAGAUGAGAGCAUAAAGACUCAAACUUUCCCUCUGAUUCUGAUCCAAUAAAGGGUUCUCUUUUGACUUGAAAAACUCACCUCCCAAGAUUUGUAGAGAGAGAAAUUUUGGUUUUUGUUUAGAGAGAAAGUGGGUUUUUGUUAAUAUUUAUUAUUAUGUGGAGAUAAUUUGAUCGAGAAAGAGAGAAAUGUUGGAAAUGGAGAGGGAGUUUGAUUCAAAGUUAAGAAUUCAAAGCGGCGAUCAUCCUUCUUCGUCAUCUAAUAACAAUAAUGGGAGUGUGCAGAGAUCUAAAAGCUUUGCAUUCAGAGCACCUCAAGAGAAUUUCACUAUUCAUGAUUUUGAGCUUGGCAAGAUCUAUGGUGUUGGGUCUUAUUCAAAGGUAGUGAGAGCAAAGAAGAAGGAUACAGGAACAGUAUAUGCCUUGAAGAUCAUGGACAAAAAAUUCAUCACCAAAGAAAAUAAAACAGCUUAUGUUAAGCUAGAACGCAUUGUGCUUGAUCAAUUGGACCAUCCUGGAAUUGUGCGGCUCUUUUUUACAUUUCAGGACAAUUAUUCUCUGUAUAUGGCACUUGAAUCCUGUGAAGGCGGAGAACUUUUUGACCAAAUAACUAGAAAAGGCCGUUUAUCGGAGGAUGAAGCUUGCUUUUAUGCUGCAGAAGUUGUUGAUGCUCUUGAAUACAUACAUAGCAUGGGAUUAAUACAUCGAGAUAUAAAGCCAGAGAAUUUGCUACUUACUGCAGAAGGACACAUUAAAAUUGCUGAUUUUGGGAGUGUGAAGCCCAUGCAAGAUAGUUGCAUUACUGUCCUUCCAAAUGCGGCUUCAGACGAUAAGGCUUGCACAUUUGUGGGAACAGCGGCAUAUGUCCCUCCAGAAGUCCUUAACUCUUCUCCUGCAACUUUUGGAAAUGACCUCUGGGCACUUGGCUGCACUUUGUACCAGAUGCUUUCAGGGACUUCUCCUUUCAAAGAUGCAAGUGAAUGGCUUAUAUUUCAAAGAAUUAUUGCCCGGGAUAUAAGGUUUCCUGAUUAUUUUUCAGGAGAAGCAAGAGACCUCAUCGACCACUUAUUAGAUAUAGAUCCCAGCAGAAGACCUGGUGCUGGACGUGGUGGGUAUGCUGAGCUCAAGAACCAUCCUUUCUUUGAGGGAGUUGACUGGAAGAAUUUAAGAGGAGAAACCCCUCCUAAACUUGUUUCGGAGCCAAUGGUGCAAUCAGGUGACAGUGACCAUGACUCUGGGUCUCCAUAUAACCCUACACGUGCUGGAGACAGUUCUUUGACACAAAAUGAUGGAAAUGCUGGAGUCUCAUCAUCUGCUGAAGCAACUGCUCACAUAACUAGACUUGCUUCAAUAGACUCCUUUGAUUCCAAAUGGCAACAGUUUUUGGAUCCAGGGGAAUCUGUUCUUAUGAUCGCAAUGGUGAAGAAAUUACAGAAACUGACGAGCAAGAAGGUGCAGCUUAUCCUUACCAACAAGCCAAAGUUGAUUUACGUGGACCCUUCAAAGUUAGUGGUGAAGGGAAAUAUAAUUUGGUCUGACAAUUCUGAUGACCUGAGCGUCCAAGUUACAAGUCCUUCACAUUUCAAGAUCUGUACGGGGAUUAUUCACCAGCUUAUAUCCCUUCAUUCCCCCCACCCUUCACCCCUCUGCAUUUUCCCAUCAUUUUCUGACGUAGUUAUGUGCUCAUUCAGCCGAAGAAGGUAAGGUCAUUUGAAGACGCGAAGCAGAGAGCAUGGCAGUGGAAAAAGGCAAUCGAGAGUCUUCAAAACCAGUGAAAAUCUGUUUGUGGAUGUGACAAACAUUCUUUGUUGUUUUGAUAUAGCAGAGGAACUUCGGGAUUCUUAAAACAGUCGACACCAUAACGAUUAUUUAUUAUGUGGAAGAGAUUCGAGUAACAAGUUUGGCUUCUUCAAGGUGCAAAGCUGCCCCAUCAAGCUCUCCUCAUCUCACUUGCUUAGAACUAGCUUUGCAAUGGGGGCUUUUCUGUGUUUUAUGCUUUUAAUGGAAGAAAUGUACAACGCAAGUCUUGAUUGCUGGGUUUGUAGGGGAGGGCUACGGUUCACGACUUACUUACUGGAUUUUAAGUUCCAAGCCACUAAUGAGAAGUAUGAGAUUUUUACAGGUGAAAA
This is a messenger RNA of Populus trichocarpa (black cottonwood), 2490 nucleotides long. RefSeq names its product 3-phosphoinositide-dependent protein kinase 2. Gene Ontology annotation, molecular function: ATP binding; protein serine/threonine kinase activity. Lineage: Eukaryota; Viridiplantae; Streptophyta; Magnoliopsida; Malpighiales; Salicaceae. The record is from RefSeq and is a predicted model, not a curated record. Bases 551 to 2065 code for a protein of 504 amino acids. The transcript has 11 exons. Gene Ontology annotation, biological process: intracellular signal transduction; peptidyl-serine phosphorylation.